AGGGGGUGUAUGGGAUGCUGUCAUCGGCUGAGUGUGUGACCCUGGUGCAGAGGAUCCUAGACAGGCUGAGAGUGGGGGAGGGGGAGGAAAUUCAGGUGCUCCAGCGGAUUCCCCUCCUUCCAGGAGAACCAGUGAUGGCCAGUCUGUCCCGCUUAAGAGUCCUAACUAGCAUCUACCCCCUACAUGAAGCCCCGCUGCUUCAGAGCCUCCAGGGGAGGUGGUGGGCUGGCUGGUGUGGCCUCAAACCCUUCAGCCAGAGAGAGCAUUGGCAGCUGCUGGAAGAUAUCAGGGCUUAUUUCGGGGAGGCGGUGGCCCUCUACUUUGGGUUUGAGGGUUCGCUGGUCAAUGCUCUUCUCCUGAAAUCCACGUUGUCCAUGUUUCUCUCCUUCUACCCCCUCAGGCUGGGGAACAACCUGGUCUUUUUCACCCUCUCCAGUGUGGUGUGGUCAGAGCUGUUCCUGCAGGGCUGGAGGGAGAAGAGCAAAGCCCUGCAGAGGGACUGGGGGACUGUGGUCACUCAUCCGUCACACAGUCACUCAUCAACAGCAGCAGCGGUGCCCAGGGUGGCACAGGGCACAGCACCACCACAGUCCCAGAUCGAUGCCCACCCUUUUGGAAAGAUGAGCUUGAGGAGACUGCAACACUCCUUUGCCUUCCUAACUUGCACCCUCUGCCUCUCCUCCAUCCAAAUCCUGAUGUAUUUACACCUAGAUGGACUAGUGGGGGACUUCCUCCUGAGAGAAGAGCUCAGUUUCCUCUUUCACAACAUCCUUGUUUACCUCCCCAAAAUCGCCUUCACGGUUGCCAUGGCAGGGAUGGACUGUGUUGCAUUCCAACUGUCCCAAGGCCUCAGCCCUGAUCCCGAGCCGCCAGGGCAUCAGUCACCAAGGCAACAGCCCCUGCUCCCUGAGGUUAUCCUCUCCUGCCUCUUCAACCACUUUUCCAUCCACCUCUACAGGGCUCUGGUCCUGAAUGACCUCACCAUGGUGCGCCUCCACCUAUCUGUGCAGCUGGCCACCCACCUGGGCAUUAAGCUGCUGUCCGCCACGCUAUUGCGCCGCUUGAGGAGGAUGAGGAUGCCCCCUGGCCGCGCCCACCAGGAACAUCAGUCUCCCAUCCUUAGACAGAUCACAGAGCAGAGCAACAGACCACUGUGUGACACCCAGACCUGGAGCUACCUGGAGCUCCUCAUCUCCUACUGCCACGUCAUGUUCUUCUCAGGCAUCUACCCCCAGUGUGCCCUCUGGUGCCUGUUGACCAUCAUAGCUAAAUCCUGCAUGGACUUGUGGCACCUGUGUUCAGGCACACGCCGCCCCUUCCCCAGAACAUCCCCCAGGGGUAACAUUUUGUGGCAGCGGGUCUUCUGUGGCUUUGAGGCCCUGGCUGUCCUUCUCAACUCCUUCCUGCUGUGGUCCUCUCUGGAGUUCAGGCUUGUCUUCCUGAGUUAUACUGGGUGGGAAAUGCUCAGGGCCUUCCUCCUGCUGCAGCUGUCACUGCUGAGCCUGAGAGGGGCGGUCACCUUCCUGCUCCUCCACCUGGCCUGGUUUGUUGGCAGAAAGGCAGAGCAGCCUGAGACUCGCCAACCCCACCUCCACAGGCUCCAUCGCCACCAGCACCAUCAACAGCAGCACUCUCACAUACUGUAGAGAUGCAGCAGCCACUCAGCUUUAGGCUUUGUGGGAGGAUCAUUGUGUCCUGCAAAUAAAACUUUGGCCUAAACGGCUCCGCCCACAACCAUAAGGCUCUCCAGAGGUGCUGCACAACACAUCACCGGUGGCAAACUACCUGCCCUCCAGGACACCUACAGUACCCGAUGUCACAGGAAGGCCAAAAAGAUCAUCAAGGACAACAACCACCUGAGCCACUGCCUGUUCACCCCGCUAUCAUCCAGAAGGCAAGGGAGGAUACUUCUAGGAAAGCAGAGCUGUACCUGUGUUUGUCCAAGGUUCUCCCUAGCACUCUUAGGAUUGGGAGGAGGCCAGGUCCGAUCCAACUUCCCCUUGGAUUGUCGGCCAUCAACUGCAGAGAGGCAGGAUAAGGAAAGGAUUUACAGACUGAUCAAGCAGGCUCCAAAACACUGCUAAGUAAAAAUACAAACUCCUUCUGGACUCCGUACCAUUUGAAGAU
Messenger RNA from Oncorhynchus masou masou (cherry salmon), 2127 nucleotides. Its product is annotated as anoctamin-10-like. The transcript is spliced from 3 exons. Bases 15 to 1646 code for a protein of 543 amino acids. Lineage: Eukaryota; Metazoa; Chordata; Actinopteri; Salmoniformes; Salmonidae. The record is from RefSeq and is a predicted model, not a curated record.